Molecule: messenger RNA, 3217 nt
Organism: Oncorhynchus masou masou (cherry salmon)
Lineage: Eukaryota; Metazoa; Chordata; Actinopteri; Salmoniformes; Salmonidae
Gene: cnbd1
Product: cyclic nucleotide binding domain containing 1
Exons: 13
Coding region: 94-1566 (490 amino acids)
Source: RefSeq, a predicted model, not a curated record
GGGACACUGGGCUGUGGGUUGUCAGGGGUAUUUUGUUAUUUCGUUUUCUUUCUCUUCUUUACCCCAAUUAUAUUAUUUUUUAUCCCGAGUGAAAUGCAGCUUCAUCCCUCUAGUUUGCAGCGCAAGGAUGAUCAGAAAAUCCUGGGGAUAGAUUACACUAAUUUGAAGGCUUUGUGCAGAAUCCACGGGCUUAGACUCAGAGACAGCAACAGAUACCAAUCAACUGAAGAGGCCCAUAACGAUUUCAUGAACUCCUAUCAAAAUAUAUUUCUCCUGUCAAAGAAAAUGGUUGCCCGGAACCCUUUCCAGGCAGAUAGCAAAGUCGCUCCCGGCCCUGAGAAGCUGAAGGCCAGUGAGAGCCAGGAAGUGAACAGGAACCAAGGCCACGGGAGACAGACUCAAGAGACACUCAUCAACCAAAUGAUCAAAGCCCUCAAAAAGUUCCCUAUAGAGCGGUCCCAGUUGGAGCACCAUUCUAUCCAUAAGAUGCUGAAGGUGUUCCCGUGUCUGACAGCCCACCUCUCCAGACAUGAGUUACAGCAGAUCAGCACCAUCGCCAUCAUAGAGACCUGGGAUAGGGCACAGAUCAUAUUUGGACACAAUGGAUUCUACCUCAUCCUGAAAGGUUCAGUAGCUCCAUACACUCAAGAAAGAUCCAAGGAGGCUGUUGAUCCAAAGGGCUCAGUGAUAGGUGUGGGUGGCAGCUUUGGAUCGUUUGAACCUCCUGCAGGUACUGAGGCAGGCAUCACCAUCCAGUGUACAUUAACACAGGAACCCUGCGAGAUCCUGAAAAUCUCCCACUCAGGCUACGCCAAGCUGAAGAAGGAGAUCUUGGCCCAGAACUAUGCUCUGAAGGAAUCUCUGAUCCAGGGUUGUCACUUCUACCUGCAGUGGCCCAAGCUCUCCAUCGAUAGGCUUGCCAACCUCAUCCAGAUGAAGAACUUACCAGCAAAACACGUACUGGCGAAGGAAGGUAAGGUGUGUCCCUUUGUGGCCUACAUCCGAGAGGGGGAGUGUAACAUCCUCCAGGACAUUAACUCGCUGAUGAGGACCCCACAGGAGAAGGGCAGCAGGAUAAAGUUGGUUGUCGUUGGGAAGCUCGGACCAAUGGAAUCGUUCGGUGAGGUGAGCAUCCUGCUUGAUCAGCCCUCCCCCUGCAGCAUCGUCACGGCGACAGAGGUGCAAGUAGGGAUCAUCCAACCAGAUGCUCUGAAACGACUUGAUUCAGUAACAUCGGCACUGAUGUUACAAACAGCACAGCCGACUUACGGGAAGUUGAGUCAGGAAGAGAUUAACAAGGAAUACAUCAGACAAGAGCGGCACAAGGAGUGGGACCACAUAAAGAAGAGAGUGUUGUCUGAUGCCCUGCUCUACAACGGGAUCCAGCAGGGGAACGGGAAGUGGACCUUCACUAGGGGAGGUGGAAGAAGAUCUGUGGACAAGAGCAACCCCCAUCCAAUAAACACAGCACACACACAAACACCCCAGAGUAUACUGCCUGCUUUGACUCCAGAUGUUACAACAACAACGCAAGAAAACACAGGAACUGACAUUGCCAAACCCUAAUUUGCUGUUUAAAAGUAUAACUCCAGUCCCAUGCUCCAAUCCAACUUCUGACACCACACCCUCCAAUAUCCCGCCACAUACACUUUCGUUCUCUGCCUGUAUCUUUGGACUCAACGCACAGUGACCACUCCAGAUGUACACGAAUAUAGCGUCAAAGAAAAUAAACUGUUAUUCUCCCCAGCUUUCACUCUCACUCAAAGCCUUUGAAAUAAGAGGCCGUUAUUGUCAAUCAGCUAGCAGCUUUCACUGCAGUGCUUCCUAUAUCCCUGCCAGGGCCAGAGGAACUCUGAGGACAGUGACACAUCAUGUUGUCUUUCACCCACUUAGUAUAACGUAACCAGACAUGUCCUACGUGUGCAAAUACAGAGCCUGACCCAGCCCCAAAAAACCCACCAUAAGCAUACACCCCCAACACAGGCCAAAACAACACAGCCGUAUUGGAUCUUAUACUUGUGUGAAACAGUGUUGGGCAAGACAGGCAACAAGUCCGCAAUGACAUACAGAGCCCAACACAACAUCUUGUUGCGCAGACACUGAAUACUGUAGAGAACGGAAAGCAAUUCUUUAUGAAAGAGACAAUGCUGAACCGUAUCAUAGAGAAACUGAAAUGACACUUGACCGUAUAAUUAGUUUUAUGUCUAAAUAUUUGGGUCGAGACAUAGACUUUUUAGAUUGCUGGGAUCUGUAUGGAAACAGAAACACAGACCUUAAAAUACAUGGUGUUUGUUUAGAUUUGACAGACCGCAACUGACCUUGACCGAGACUGUUUGUUCCACAUUCCCAAAGGAAAAUACCUCUUUAUUGCUUCUUUGUAUAUAUUUUUGUUUUCUCCUCAGAUGACAGUUCUGUACUGAAAUGACCUACUGAAAUUGUCCCUCAGUCUGGAGAAUGAUUUGAGAUGAGAAUGGGCUUGAAACGAGCUGUGGUAAAUGGUAUGGUUUUAUUGUAGCAAAUAUUGUAGCAUCUCCUCGUCUGCAUAAGCCUAAUUUGAUUAAAUGUUUUUGUGCGUGUGUGUUAUGGAAAUUUUACCUGCAUAGAGAUGCAUUUAGCAAUUUGUGCUCUAUUCAUUGGUUAAUCUUCACCUUUUAUCCCCGCCAAAAGUGUUCCUUCAUGUUAGCAGAGAUUUCAGAAACUCAAACAAAUAGCUAAUUCCCAAGAUGAGUGAGGCUCUUAACCCUUAAUAACAUUGACACAAGUAAGAUUAAUCAUGCUUUCACGUGGUUUUGUCCACACACGCACGGUCAUUUCACACAGUCCAAGAGCUGCUUUCAAUACAAUGUUUGGCAGGUUAGGUUGGUGAGGUGAGAUGUUUUCCCUCAAGGUGCAGGGGGAAAUGACAAAGCUGUUUCCUUUGUUUGGACAAGGCCCCGUGAGAACGUAGUCCAAGGCUAGAGGAGAGGUGUUGCAUGUGUCUCCAAGGCGAGAGGAGAGGUGUUACCUAGGUGUGGUGUGACACAGUCACGGUAGGGGGUGUUACUAGGAAACGAGGUGAUGAAGCCUGAAAUAUCCCAUUUACUUCCCAUGACCUCACAACAGGACAUGCUAUCCCACACAACACUUUACUGGACUCCAGGGCAUUUCACCACAUGUGUAUAUAAAAAAUGGUAAUAGCCACGCAUUGUGGAGUUUUCAUUAAGCCUCCUCUUAUCUG